Metarhizium robertsii ARSEF 23 is the source of this 966-nucleotide messenger RNA. RefSeq lists its product as uncharacterized. NCBI's taxonomy places the organism in Eukaryota, Fungi, Ascomycota, Sordariomycetes, Hypocreales, Clavicipitaceae. The record is from RefSeq and is a predicted model, not a curated record. The transcript has 3 exons. The coding region runs from base 1 to 966 and encodes 321 amino acids.
AUGUCCCCAUGGCGAUUGUCCUCUUUGCUCCUCGCCCAACGGUUCAUAAAUCUUUCAGUCACGUCGAGGAGUAUUAAAGUGUCUGGUGCUGCCAAGAACUGCUACUUCCUCUCCUACACACCUGAUGUACAUGCUCACCUUCCCUUCUUUCCCGUUACCCUCUCGAUGGACUCCCAGACCGGUGAUCGAAUAUCUUUUAACCUGUCGGAGAACCGAAAUGCAUUGCCUCAAUCAUUCCUGCAGACCGUGUGCUCUAAAUUGUAUGUUGAGCUCUUGAAGACAACAACGCCAGAACAAGGCCAACAUGGCGAAGAAGGCAUCGCCGAAAAGAAGCAGGCUGCCAACCAUGCAGUGUUUAAGAUCAUCUUCGCGGAUAAAUGUGGGACCUAUGAGGGUAUGCGACUAGAGGUAUAUGUCAACUUUAAGUACCAGAGCGAGGGAGAGUCUAUAGAUGGCCGACAAGUUAUCUUUCAAUGUGGCGACUUUAUAGCCAGCCCUUCCCUCAGUUCUAAUCCCUCUAGCAAAUCACUUUGGACUUGCAGUCUACCUAUUCACCCCUGGAAAGUUGGCGAUGUUCUUAGGCUGCUAUUCUACCAUGCAGCGUCCGAGUUCCAGUUUGUCUGCAUUGAUAAUAAGUAUUUUGGGUGUCGCGAUUGGAUUACUCAGGUCAUUUGUUUAAUGCGCAGGGGUGGCUUUAUCCAAUCUACCGACAUUAGCGAGGUUCUCGCUGGCCCGAACUUGUCAGUCGGAAGCAUCUAUGAAGCCCUUGGUUUUCGAUUGGACUAUCGGGGGCGCAUCUCGGCUUCUCCCAUUGAUAAAGGCCGAUUUAAGUACCGAGACCACUAUCAGUCACCUUUAAUGCCAUAUCAUGGGUCUCAGAAAGCACUUGAACUAGCCGAGUUAUGGGCUCCGUCAUCCUUGCACGUGUCACACGGUCAAAACCUGGACAAAGACAUCGGGCAAUAA